CGGACGGGAAGGGGUGUGGACUUGAUCCGGACUGUAUGUAUAUAUAAAGGGGUCAGUUCCACCCACACAAUUUUUGACAGUCCAUCUCAGCCAUACAAAUCAAGGGCUGAGAUUAAAGUAUUAAACUCCUUAUAUGGGCACACAACCUCACCUAAUCUCUCUCCCUACAAUCUUUCACGACAUACCCCCUCCAUCCAGGACUCGGAUCCCUACAUCUCCGGCGAGGGUCUUCAUCGGCAACCCCAUCUCCAGCGAGCAACCCAGUACACACACACACACACACACACACUCUCUCUCUCUCGUCAUCUGGGUCUUGUGAGAUCUACGAAAGAUGGAGGAUUUUCGGAAAGGGUGGUAUGUUUUUUUGUUGUUUGUGACAAUACAAUCGACGCAUUUAAGCAAAUUGUGAAGACUUACUUAUCGGAAAAAAAUUGUGAAGAAUUUGACUUGAGAAAGACUGACUGAAUUUCAGUGUGGGUGUAAUUACUCCUUUUUCAAUCACACCCACUUAGCUCGCAUCUCUCUCUGUCUGAUUUGGCAUCGUCAUAGCCGUCGUUCACUGUUGUCUGAUCUGUAAUCGUCACACCCAUGUAGAAACCAUGAUUUUUUGUGUUUUGAAUAGUCAUUUUGGUUAGGCUGUUGGGGUGUUCAUUUAUUUUUCGGCCCCCUUUUUUUUCCUUUAAAAAAUUAGGGUCGCUGGAGCUGAGGUCGCCAGAGAUUAAGUGGCCGGAGAGGGGGGGGGUUAGCUGGUAGGUCGUGAUGGUAGGGAAAGAGAGAUUUGGUGAGGUUGUGUAUGUGUGCCCAUUUAAGGGGUUUAAUCUCAGCCCUUGAUUUGUAUGGCUGAACUGGAGUGUCAAAAAUUGUGUGGGUGGAACCGGUAAAUAAAAAAACAAUUGAAUAUACACGUGGCGUGUCCCCCGCUGUGUCCGUAUCCCCAUUUUUUUAGAAUUCCUGUGUCCUUGUGUCCGUGUCCGUGUCUGUGCAUCAUAGGUGGCAGACAUUAGAAGCUUCACUAAUAAAUCAGAAAAGAAAUUUGGUGACACAAUGAAGCAAAACCUUGUUCAGAUAGUUGCUUGUAACAUAGUGAACCGCUAAAACUUCUGAUACAAGAAUGCAUAUUAAACUCAACUGCCUUUGGUGGGCCACAAGAUUGCUGCAACCCUAUUAUAAUUGAAACAAGGUUAGAAUGGCUGACAUGAUUUCCUUAGCGACCAUGUGAUAGGCUUUACAUUCCCUAAGUUAUGAUACUGUGAGCAUUCUCUCCUCAGUCCUCAUUCUAUCCAAGAAAUUAUUAGUGUUGGAAAAUGAUAUUAGCUUUAUGUAUCCAGUAUCUAGUACAUAAAUUAUGUCUUUCUCUCUCUAAAAUGAGAGUUUCUCUCUCUAGAAUAGAGAUUCCCCCCAAGGUUGGAAUUUUUCUCUUUUCUUUGGGAUUUUCAGACUACGGAUAACUCCGUUUUGGCUUUUCUAUUUUUCAUUUCUUCGUCUAUCUUAGUCUUUUCCUCCUCCUUUCUUUAACCCCAGAUCUAUUGUCUCCCUCACCACUUUAAUCCCAUUUCCUUUCCCUUUUCCCUUUUCGUCUCUUCCUCUUUUUCCUUUCUUCUUCCUCUUUCUACUCUCUGUUUUUCGGCUUAACCCACGCUUAUGGCUGAGCCGGAUAUCAUAGAUUUAGAUGCGAGUUUUGAUGAUUCUUCCCACCGAUCUAGACUUACUCUGGUGGGUAAGAUAAUUUCUAGUAAAAUUCUCAACAAGAAAGGGGUCUCUAAUGUGAUUACAAAGGCCUGGCGCACCAGAGAAGAGGUCUCUGUUUCUGCUUGGUGGAAUAACACGUAUGCUUUCUGUUUCAAGUCUGAAGAUGACCUCUGCAAGAUUAUCAGCUUGGGGCCUUGGUCAGUGAUGGGGUGUUUGAUGGUGCUUCGAAAAUGGGACGGACACAAAACGCUGGAAGAAAUAGACUUCUCUUGUAGUCCCUUUUGGGUCCAGAUUCAAGGGCUUCCUCUCGGUUUUUUGAACACCCGAAGCGGAAUGAGGAUAGCGGAGACGCUGGGAGAUGUUAUUGCAGUGGAAGACCCAGAUGGACGUGGAAAGCUGAACAAGUUUCUGCGGGUUCGAGUUUGGAUAGAUGUGACGAAACCCUUGAAGGAGGGUUUCUUUUUGAAGAGGGUUAAUGAAGAUCUCUGGGUCAAGUUCAGGUAUGAAAGGCUGUCGGACUAUUGUUAUGGAUGUGGAAGGAUUGGACACACGCAGAAUGAUUGUUUGGAUUCGAAUGAUUCGUGGAAGCAACAAAAAGGGGGUGCUGAGGAACUCAGGGCGGAGAUUUCUUGGUUGGAUACCGUUCAGUAUGGGGAUAAACAUCUUGAAAAAUUGGUUUACCCUAGAGAUUGCAAGAGAAACCCUACCAUGGAGGGAGACGAAGGGGGACUCUGUGAUUGUGGCGCGUGUCAAUUCCAAACGGAGGCGUGUAGGGAUGAGGCGAGGGGAAAUUUUCUCCGUACAAAGGAGGUGGUGCACGAGAAUAUGGGUAAUAAGGUCGUACAAUCUAAUUCGGGACAGGUGUCGCACCCUGAGGAUGUUUUACCUAGGCCAGGGAUAAAGAUGACUGCUAGCCUGUCGCAUGAAGGGGCGCAGUGGAAAUGCCAAAGUGUGGAGAACACGAGUCGAGUCUCUGGGCUUGGUCCUGGGCCUAUUUCAACCAAUUCUCAAUACUUUGUAGAGGAACCGGACAGCCCAAGAGGUGGGCCACUCAUGAUACAAGGUUUGGGCUUUGGAAAUCUGCUAGGCCAGUCUCCAAUUAAAGAGGUGGGCCAUUUCCAAUCAGAGGUGGGCCUCUCUAAUAUCUUUAACCGUCUCCUUAACCUAAAGCAAAAGAACCCAGAUGAUUCCGAGGAGGAAGAGAGUCAGAGGAAGAAGGCUCUGCUUAUCAGUUGGGAGGAUCAGAAUGCUUAUAAGGGAGGGUCAAUCUCUCCGGACCAAUUAAUUCCUAGUCAGAACUCUGUGUCCAAAAGGGGAAAAAUCAACCCUAGGAGUGGCUCAAACAGAGGGGGUAGAGGGAGCAGGGGGCGCCCCAGGAAGAAUCCAUGCAUGUUAUCAAACCUCUCUGACCAAGAUUUGAUUGAGGUACAAGUCGAGCACUCUUCUCAGUUUUCUCUUACUUCGGUCAAUAAUAGCCGGUUGAUCGAUGACUUGUUAUCUGAGGUGGACUCUAAUGUGGGAGCUGAACCUAGGGCACCGGUGGCUGGCCCUAAACAGCCACGGACCCAAUGGUGAUGCUCAGCUGGAAUGUUCAGGGGUUGGGGCGACCGCUGACAUUCCAGAUCUUACAAGGGCUGUGCACAACCCAUCGUCCCCUAGUGGUAUUCCUCAUGGAGACUAAAAAUAAGAGGAAUACACUAGAACAAAUAAGAAGGAGGCUCCAUUUUCCUUGUAGUAGUUAUGUUGACCCAAUAGGUCUUUCAGGUGGUUUAGCUUUAUGGUGGAAAGAAGAGGUGGAUAUUGAGGUUCGUUUUAAGUCUAAGAAUAUUAUGAGAUGUUUGGUUACUUGGCCAUCUAACCCUACUAAAUGGCUGUGUACUUUUAUUUAUGCCCCUCCUUGGCAGCAGAGAUCAGAUUUUUGGCGUUUUCUUAAAACCAUUCGCCAAGAAACUGACCUCCCCUGGCUUUGUGUGGGGGACUUCAAUGAUAUUGGUUCCUUAUGGGAAAAGCAGGGAGGAAUCACUUGCAAUAGAGCCAGGAUUGAGCAAUUUCAACAGUUGCUCUCUGAAUGCGAGCUUAUGGACUUGGAGUUUAAGGGUCCAGCUUAUACAUGGUCUAAUAAUCAGAGUGGAAUGAACAAUAUCAGGGAAAGAUUGGAUAGGGCUGUGGCAUCAGUAGAAUGGAGAAACUUAUUUCCCCUAGCACAGGUUUUCCAUGAGAUUCAGGUGGGCUCAGAUCAUUGUCCUCUUAUAAUCAACUGUUGUCUGCCUUUGAAGAGAGUCCCUUACCAAUUCAAGUUUGAAACUAUGUGGAAUACGAGUACUGAAUGUAGAGAAGUGACUCAAGAGGCUUGGGGUAUUGAUCAGAGGGGGUCAGAUUUGUUUAAAUGGGCUCAAAAAUUAAGGAAGUGUAAGGACAUGCUGAAGGUUUGGAGUAAAAAGAAGUUUGGUAACAAUAAAGACAGAAUCAGGGAUCUCAAAGCUCAGCUUAGCACCAUCCAGAAUAACCCCUUUUCGAAUGAAAGAUUUACACAGGAGCAGGAGAUUAAGAAGGAGUUGGAGCUCACUCUCUUGAGGGAAGAAAUGUACCAGCAUCAAAGAUCACGUUUAAAUUGGAUAAAGUAUGGGGAUAAAAACACAGCUUUCUUCCACGCUGUGGUGACUCAAAGGAGACAAAGGAACCAGGUCUUGCAGAUAAAAGAUGGGAAUGGAUCGUGGAUUAAGGAGGAGAGUGGAAUUAACAUGCAUCUCUAUAAUUUCUUCUCUGUCUUCAGGACCAAGAGAUUUCUCCUCAACUCUAGUCAAGGUUGACUGUUCGGUUACCAGUGAGAUGAACAGGGAUCUGACUAAAGAGAUUACAGAUGUGGAAAUCAAAGAGGCAGUCUUCCAUCUGGGAUCACUUAAAGCCCCAGGUCCUGAUGGUUUCCCUGGCUAUUUUUACCAUCAAUUUUGGGAUAUUGUUGGUGAGGGUCUGUGCAGGGCUGUCAGGAGAUUUUUUGCUGAAGGUUUCCUCCUCAAAGAAUUCAAUUCAACUAAUCUAGUGAUUAUUCCAAAGGUACAGUCCCCCGAGACUCUUUCUCAAUACAGGCCCAUCAGUCUAUGCAAUUUUUCUCUUAAAGUAUUCACUAAGGUUAUGGCAAAUCGUCUCAAGAAGAUUUUGAACACCAUCAUUUCCCCUAAUCAGUCAGCUUUUGUCCCUGGAAGAAUGAUCCAAGACAGUAUUAUUAUAGCCCAAGAGGUGUUCCAUUUCCUCCAACGCAAAUGUAAAGGAAGCGAGGGUUUUAUGGCCAUCAAGCUGGACUUUAAUAAGGCUUAUGAUCGAGUGGAAUGGGAUUUCUUGAAUGCUUUGCUCCUGAAAAUGGGUUUCUGUUCUAGAUGGGUUAAUUGGGUCAUGGAAUGCUUAACAUCAGUCAAGUUCUCAGUCUGUGCAAAUGGAGAAACUAGGGCCAGAGUUAUUCCUGAACGUGGCCUGCGCCAAGGAGAUCCCCUUUCCCCUUACAUAUUUUUGUUGGUGAAGGAGGUUCUUUCCAAACUCAUCGCUAAGGAAGUGUGUGAAGGUGCCUUAUCUGGUCUUAAAAUCAAUCGUCAUUGUCCAAAGCUCUCCCAUAUUUUCUUUGCGGAUGACGCUCUCCUCUUUGCCAAAGCAGAGCUGGAGGAAUGCAGGAGGAUCAAGGUGAUUUUGGACAAGUAUGGGGCUGCUUCAGGCCAGUCUAUUAAUUUUGAGAAGUCGGCAGUUGCUUUUUCUUCAAACAUGAAUGCAGUGGAUAAACAGACAAUAUCAGAUUUCUUGAACAUCCCCAUUAUGAAAGGUGACUCGAAAUAUUUGGGGCUACCCUCCUUUUGGGGCCAAUCAAAGGCAGAGGCUUAUAUUUUCUUGGUGGAGAAAUCUUUGAAUAAGAUGCAAGGGU
Molecule: messenger RNA, 5596 nt
Organism: Rhododendron vialii
Lineage: Eukaryota; Viridiplantae; Streptophyta; Magnoliopsida; Ericales; Ericaceae
Exons: 1
Coding region: 1642-3264 (540 amino acids)
Molecular function (GO): zinc ion binding; nucleic acid binding
Source: RefSeq, a predicted model, not a curated record